Messenger RNA from Physella acuta, 2555 nucleotides. Its product is annotated as serine/arginine repetitive matrix protein 1-like. Lineage: Eukaryota; Metazoa; Mollusca; Gastropoda; Physidae. The record is from RefSeq and is a predicted model, not a curated record.
AUUGCAGCAGCGCGUGGACUUUACCGCUUGUUGUGUUAUUUCCGGUGAAGAAUUUAACGGCUAAUAUACAUCAGAUCAGUCUGCGGUAAGAUGUAAUAAACCAACCAUCUACCAGUUUCCACUGUAACUAGUUCACGUCAAUCAAAUGUCGGCCACGACAACCGCCACCAACACCACCCCCAGCUUGCACAGGAAGAGACCCCUGUCCAUCAUCGAAGAGCACGACAGCGAUGACCACUCGCUGCCAGACAAGUUCCAGGACCACCCCCCGGCCAAAGAGAACCAGGCCCCACCCCGGCGGUCCAUCGAGCACUCCCAGAGCCCCACCCCACGGAAGGACAAGCAGGGCAAGACUGGGAAUCAGAACAUAGUUGCUUCCCCUGGGACUGACCCACGUUCCGGUGCCAGGAAUGUCAGCCCAAAAGUUGACCAGUCUAGUCCCAAGUCUCGGCCCUCGCAGUUAAAGACAUCAAAACCGCCUGCCCCACCCCGGCCACGUUCUGGCACCAACUCCCCCGUGUCCCCUACCCCAGAUGGUAAAGAAACACACUCUAAAAAGAAAAAGGGGAAGAAAUCCUUACCCAAACAAAACGAAAGUAGAUCAGGGAAUAAUAGCCCAGUAGGAGCACCCACAAAAACGAUUUCGGAUACCUCGAAUCUUAAGACCUCAACAAAUUCUGUUAAAGUCACGGAGUCUAAGAAAAAGAACAGUCAUUCCUCUCCUAAAAACUUUCCAGAACCAUCCAGAACUAUUCAAAAUGGCGGACAAGUGUACUUGGAUUCCAACCACAACCACGUGCUAAAAAUAGUCGGGGACGGGCAGGGUUUAGCGAGAAUACGCGAGACGGUGGAACGUCUCAAUCUGACGUCAUCAGGGACGCCCAACCAAUCGUCUUUGACCACCGUGUCUAGUCCUAAAUUUAGUCACCGUCUGCGAUUGUCUCAUAACUCUCGGCCCCUAUCCGAAGGCUGCACUUUGGUACCUCCCAGCAUUCCCCAAAUCACCAUCACAACUUCCGGCCCUACCCAUCAUGCUCCACUCAUCGACCCCGAGCAGAGACCCGAGUUAGCUCCAGAUAAACAAUCAGCCCAAACAAAGAAGCCCCUCCUGUCCAAAUACAACUCCUCCAAACACGGAAGUUCCUUGUUCAACCGACGCAUCCGUAACGACUCCAUCAGUUCAAUUUCUGAAGGCGAGCUCAGUGAAGGGGGCGGGGUGGAGAGCGCCGAUGAGUCCGGCUACAUUCCAUCCGACUUGAAACGUCUGCAGGAGACCACAGACAAGCUCCACCUGAGCCCCCGGCGCCCCAGCAUCAUGCUGUGGCGCCAGAAGUACAUCGAGAGCCCCGACUCCCCGAGGGUUAGGACCAACCUGAACGGUGACGCCCCUGACGAGCUGCUGACCAAAGACAGGAAGAAGCGAAUCGACGAGGCGCUGGAGUGGCUGAGGAAUGAAUUGCAGGAAAUGAGAAGCCAGGAUCAGAUGCUUGCUAGACAGCUGCUGACCAUACGACAAGACAUUCACCAGCUGAAGCUGAAAAGAUGUACAGAAGAACACCAAGAUCUUUUGGAUGAUUUCCAAUCAGAGCUGGAGGAUCUGCACGAGUUCUCCUACGUCCUUGACCUUCCCAAGCCCCUCUAUGGCAACAACCCCCUCAAACAUAUUGGCGUCACGCGCCUCAAUUUGAGCGCUCGGCGGUUUUCUGCGUGUUGAUGUCUGCACAACGCUACGGUGAACUACGUAAUCAUAAUCACGGAGAGUUACGGUGAAUUGUGUACACAUGGAGAGUUGCGUCAACUGCAUACAUACGGUGCGGUAAACUGUGUACACACGGAGUUACGGUGAACUGUAUACACACGGAGAGUGUUGUGAACUACGGGUGUACGGGUGCGUUUGAUGAAUGGCAUUCUCUAUAGCUGUGCUAACAACAACAGUAAACAAAUGAUGUGCUGGAACUUAGUGAGCCUAGAACUAGAUCUACCCCGCUGCAUCAGGUUGCGCCCUAAACGUCUGAGAGAAUUCUGAGAAAAAGAUGAAUAUGAGGAUAAACUGAAUGACCUAGAACCAUACGGCUACAUUAUACCACAGUAACAGUACCACACAGCCACACAGAACAACACAGCUACACACUACCACACAGCCACACAGUACAACACAGCCACUCACAGCUACACACUACCACACUGCAAUACACACAGCCACAUACAACUACACAGUACUACACCGAUACACACUACCACACAGCUACACACUAACACACAGCAACACACAACUACACAGUACCACACCGAUACACACUGCCACACACAGCUACACACUAACACACAGCUGCACAGUAUAACACAGCUAAAUUAUACCACGGUAAGAAUACCCCACAGCUAUAAAUUACAAAACUGUACCACUCAAAAACUAAAUACAAAGCUGAAUCCACACAGUAACACAGCUAGACACUAACAUACACUACCACACACAACUACACAGUACCACACAGAUACACAGUACCACACAGCUACACACUACCACAGCCACACACAACUAUACAGUACCACCAGUG